AUGGAGGGCGAGGGGCGGCUGCUCCGCGCGGCGGGCGGCUUCGGCCGGGCCCGGCGCCUGCUGGCGGCCGCGUCGUGGCUGCCGUGCGUGGCGCUGGGGCUGGCGCUGGGCUCGGAGCCGCUGCUCUACGCGCUGCCCCCGCAUCACUGCCGGCCGGACCCCGCGCUGCUGCCGCCCGCCCUGCGCGCCCUGCGCGGGCCCGCGCUGCUGGACGCCAGCGUGCCGCGCCUGGCCCCCGGCGGCGGCCCGAGCCCCUGCCUGCUCCUGCACUACCCCAACGGCACGCGCCCCUGCACCCGGGGCUGGCACUACGCGCUGCCCGCCGCCGGCCUGCUGAGCAGCCCCGUGACCCAGUGGAACCUCGUGUGUGAGGAUGCCUGGAAGGUGCCCCUGCAGCACGCGAGUCACCUCCUGGGCUGGGUGCUGGGCUGCGUCGUCCUGGGCGCAGCCUGUGACCGAUUUGGCCGCCGGGCUGUGUUUGUGGGCUCCCUGCUGGGGGCGGCAGGCCUGGGGGCCGUGGAGGCCCUGGCCGGCAGCUUCCUCGCCCUGCUGGUCCUGCGCCUUCUCCACGGGAGCUCGCUGGCAGGCGUCUCCCUCGCCCUCUACGUGGCUCGCCUGGAGCUGUGUGACGCCCCCCACCGCCUGGCCUUCACCAUGGGUGCCCACCUCUUCCUGGUGGCCGGUGUCCUGCUGUUGCCAGGCCUGGCGCUGCUGGCCCAAGACUGGCGUCUCCUGCAGGCCUUCAACGCCCUGGUCAUGGGCCUCCUGCUGCUGUUCUGGGGGUUCCCGGAUCUGUUCCCGGAGUCUGCAUGCUGGCUGCUGGCCACAGGGCAGCUGGCCCGGGCCAGGAAGAUCCUUCGGCGUUUGGCAGAAGCCAGUGGGGUGGAUCUGGAGGACAGCUCGGAGGAGGAGGAGGAGAGCUCCCUGGCCACUGACCUGGACCUGCCGUCCGCAGGGGCCCCCCGGCACCACUGUUUCCUGGAGCUGCGCCACACCCGCGUGGCCUGGAGGAACGGCCUCAUCCUGGCCUUCAGUUCGCUGAUCGCUGGGGGCGUCCGUGCCAGCUUCCUGCACGGCCUGACUCCAUCAUCACAGGCCUUCUACCUGCCGUUCUUCCUGACCGCUGGUCUGGACACGGCGGCUACGCUCCUGCUGCUGCUGACAGCUGACCGCUGGGGCAGACGGCCACUGCUGCUGCUCAGCACCUUGGCCACGGGCCUGGCCUCCCUGCUGCUCCUCGCUGGGGUCCAGUACCUGCCUCGCUGGACGGCGCUGCUGCUCUCUGCCCUGGGGCUCCUGGCCGCGCAGGCCCUGUGGGCCCUCAACUGCCUCCUGGCCGCAGAGGUGCUGCCCACCGUGCUCAGGGGCGCGGGGCUGGGCCUGGUGCUGGGCGCCGGCUUCCUGGGCCGCGCGGCCGCGCCGCUGGCCGACGCGCAGGGCCGCGGCGGCUUCUUCCUGCUCCACGUGCUGUUCGCCGCCUUCGCGGUGCUGGCACUGCUCCUGGUCCUGCUGCUGCCCGAGAGCCGCGGCCGCGCGCUGCCGCACUCGCUGCCCGACGCCGACCGCCUGCGCCGGCCCCGGCGCGGGGACCUGCCGCUGCCGCUGCUGCCCGCGCCGCGCGGCCACAAUUAA
This is a messenger RNA of Sorex fumeus (smoky shrew), 1632 nucleotides long. It is a transcript of the gene SLC22A31, whose product is annotated as solute carrier family 22 member 31. Gene Ontology annotation, molecular function: transmembrane transporter activity. The record is from RefSeq and is a predicted model, not a curated record. The coding region runs from base 1 to 1632 and encodes 543 amino acids. The transcript has 9 exons. NCBI's taxonomy places the organism in Eukaryota, Metazoa, Chordata, Mammalia, Eulipotyphla, Soricidae. Gene Ontology annotation, cellular component: membrane. Gene Ontology annotation, biological process: transmembrane transport.